Peronospora matthiolae is the source of this 2103-nucleotide messenger RNA. The record is from the annotation of a GenBank genome assembly. Lineage: Eukaryota; Oomycota; Peronosporomycetes; Peronosporales; Peronosporaceae.
AUGACCAAAGGACCCAUUGGACUUCCCGUCCGCCACGCCCACAAUCGCAAUGCACUGCUCGCCAUGUCAGCCAUCCAAGAGGAGCGGAUGAGUGCAUUACAAGGAUCAUCCAUCCGACCAACUACGACAAUGACGUCGCUCAAGGAGUCGGGGAAUUCGUGUGACACGUCACCCACCACGUCGUUGUCCAGCUCCGAUUCGAGUCCGGACCAACCGCGUCCGGUGUGCCCCGCACCGACUCCAGCUUUUGCGCCGGUGAUUGCUGGGAAAACGGUCAAGUCUCGAUCAUCGUCCGAGUCAACAAAUUCUGCUAGAGCUGCAGAGACGACGACGACGAAGCCCUUGGAAGUCGUGGAAAACGCGUCAUCUGCGACGGUUCCCAAGCCGCCAACACGCACGUCGAAAGCGCGAUCGACGCCGUUGCUGUCUCAAGCUUCAAUAGCUGGAUCUAAAGCUUUGAGAAGUCUUAGGGCCAGGGCCCCGGGAAUUCCUCGCUUUGAUGGCUCUGCUUCUGCUAGCAGUACAAGUUCCAGUACGUCCAAGAAGACGCCACCAAAGAAGAAGACGAAAGCGCAAUCGGUGCGGUCUCGUCCUACAGCUGAACUCGUUGACCACCUUUCAAACGAAGCAGUCCAGCAGUCCGCCCCGGCAAAACAUCCUCUUGAUUUAACUGCUUUGAAAGAUGGCAGGGCACUUCCUCACUCGCAGCCUGCGCUGUGUUUUGAAGACUUGCUCGCGUCGAAAGCUGCAUGCCAACCGACAACGGAGAAGCGAAAGCCUUGCGUGGUGGACUUACGCUCGGGUACCAGCUCCACGACUGCUGCACCAGGUUCGAACAAGCAGUCAGGUCACUCUCCAGCUGCAGUAAAGGACCGCUUUGCGGGUGCCAAGUCGUCCGUUGAUUUGGUUUUUAAGCAAGCUAAGCAGACCCGUAGUCGUCGUCACUUGUCGGAUGAUCAUGAGAGGAUGCGUGGACGGGCAUCCUCGGACGGAGGUCGGAUGUCGGUUGAUAUUCCGAUCCUCGGGGAUACUAUCCGGGCGCGUCCGAGAGCGUCGUCCGAACACUCGGUAUCCAUUCCGCUGUUGCAGAGGACGAAAGAGCCGUAUGCACGACUCCGGCACUACGAAGGCACGUUUACGAAUCGACGAGGCCAGUCGCUUUUUUACUUCUCCUUGUUUCCGCCGGAGAAGUUGGCGAUGCGGGCAGUUAUAGUGCACUUGCAUGGCAUGGGUGACCAUUGCCGACGGAGUACAGCGCUCUACGAACGGUUUUGCAAGGCAGGCUUUGGUGUUAUUACCUACGAUCUCUUAAACCACGGCGUCAGUGACUGCGACCGAUACAAGGUGCGCGCACAUGUCAGCAACUUUGACCACUUCGUUGACGACACGAACGACUUUAUCACGUUUGCCAAGAGCACCAUCUACAAAGAUGCGCUUCGAUACUGGCGGAAACACCACCACCCUCGUCACCCGCAUGGAAAAGAAAAACGACGCAGGGCUCCACCCGAGUUGCCGCUCAUUAUCUCGGGAGCUUCGUUUGGGUCUCUCAUUGGAUUGCACACGGUGCUAGCAGGUGAGCACAAGUUCCACGCUGCUUUUUGGGCGUCGCCGACCAUUGGUGUCACGUGGACGAAGGUGUUGUGGGCUCAAUGGAAAUUCGCUCGUCCGUUGGUCGCGGCGUUCCCAACAGCGAAGGUUAUCCCAGCGAUUCAGCACAGCUUACGAUCUCGAGACCCCGAGUUUCUGAAACGGUACCACGACGACCCUUUGACGAUCAGUGAUAUGAUCACCCCGCUCAGUGGUCAUCAAUCACUUCAUGCCAUGAUGCGACUUCAACAUGAUCGUCGAGUGGCUGAUGGUGAUAGUCCGUUUUGUGGGGUCCCGAUGCUAUUCCUCGCUGGAUCCGUCGACCGCAUUUCUGACCAACAAGCAGCGUAUAAGUUCUACAAUCAGAUGGGAAGCUUGGACAAGGAUUACAAACUGUUUGAAGGGUUGUAUCACAUGAUCUACGAGGAGCCCGAGAAGGAGCAAGUUUUCGAGUACCUUGUGGAUUGGUUGCACCGGAGGUUCCGACUCGAGACUCGCCAUCGUGUCGAACCAUGA